Sorghum bicolor (sorghum) is the source of this 473-nucleotide messenger RNA. Its product is annotated as cation-chloride cotransporter 1. The coding region runs from base 9 to 473 and encodes 154 amino acids. Lineage: Eukaryota; Viridiplantae; Streptophyta; Magnoliopsida; Poales; Poaceae. The record is from RefSeq and is a predicted model, not a curated record. The transcript has 3 exons.
CCUAAGUGAUGGAGAACGGUGGAAUCGAGGAAGCCGACGACGCACUGCCGGUGCCCGCGCCGCCCAAUGGGCGGCGGUACCGGCCAGUCGGGUCGAGCGACCGCGCCGUGAUGCAGAUGACUUCCAUGGAGUCGGGAUCCUCCUCUGCCACCAUCAACGCCGUCGUGACGCCCCAGCCGCCAAGGAACAUGAAGCCUGAUGCUAAUCUAACUAUUGAUCCAAGUAUUCGGGAAGGUUCUCCUGAUGAUCAUGAUACAUCCAGUGGAUCUCAAGGGGAUUCAAAGCUAGAGCUCUUUGGUUUUCAUUCCCUUGUAAAUAUAUUGAGCCUUAAGAGCAUGACAGGAGAGCAGAUUCAGGCCCCUUCAAGUCCUAGGGACGGUGAGGAUGUUGCAAUUAACAUUGGGCGCCCCAAGGUUUUCUUCCAUUUCAACAUUUUCUACCACUUGUUUGAAAAUUCCUCACUCUGCUUUUAG